Molecule: messenger RNA, 2014 nt
Organism: Jaculus jaculus (lesser Egyptian jerboa)
Lineage: Eukaryota; Metazoa; Chordata; Mammalia; Rodentia; Dipodidae
Product: cytochrome P450 2B1
Exons: 9
Coding region: 36-1511 (491 amino acids)
Biological process (GO): xenobiotic metabolic process
Cellular component (GO): cytoplasm; intracellular membrane-bounded organelle
Molecular function (GO): oxidoreductase activity, acting on paired donors, with incorporation or reduction of molecular oxygen, reduced flavin or flavoprotein as one donor, and incorporation of one atom of oxygen; heme binding; iron ion binding
Source: RefSeq, a predicted model, not a curated record
GUGGUGGUGGAGUGGAUGGUGGUCAGACCGGGACCAUGGAGUUCAGCGUCCUCCUCUUCCUUGCUCUUCUUGCUGGCUUCUUGCUUCUGCUGGUCAGGGGUCAUCCAAAGGCCCGUGGUCGUCUCCCACCAGGCCCCCGUCCCCUGCCUUUCUUGGGGAACCUCCUACAGAUGGACAGAAAAGGCCUCCUCAAUUCCUUCAUGAAGAUCCAAGAAAAAUACGGGGAUGUGUUCACUGUGUACCUGGGACCCAGGCCCGUGGUCAUGCUGUGGGGGACAGAGGCCAUUCGGGAGGCUCUGGUGGACCAAGCUGAAGCUUUCUCGGGCCGGGGGACAAUUGCUGUGGUCAAGCCAGUCUUCCAGGAUUAUGGUGUGGUCUUUGCCAAUGGGGAGCGCUGGAAGGCCCUUCGACGGUUUUCUUUGGCCACCAUGAGGGACCUUGGGAUGGGCAAACGCAGCAUAGAGGAGCGGAUUCAGGAGGAGGCCCAGUGCCUGGUGGAGGAGCUGCGGAAAUUCAAGGGAGCCCUCCUGGACCCCACCUUCCUUUUCCAGUGCAUCACGGCCAACAUCAUCUGCUCCAUCGUCUUUGGGGAGCGCUUCAACUACAAAGACCGCCAAUUCCUGCGGCUGCUGGACAUGUUCUACCAGUCUUUCUCACUCAUCAGCUCUUUCUCCAGCCAGGUAUACGAGCUCUUCUCGGAGUUCCUGAAGUACUUUCCCGGCACCCACCGGCAAAUCGCCAAAAACCUACAGGAAGUCAUCUCCUUCAUUGGCCAAAACGUGGAGACCCACCGGGCAACCUUGGACCCCAGUGCUCCAAGGGACUUCAUUGAUGCCUACCUACUGCGCAUGGAGAAAGAGAAGUCCAACCAGCACACGGAGUUCCACCAGCAGAACCUCAUCAUCUCCUUGCUCUCGCUGUUCUUUGCGGGCACAGAGACCAGCAGCACCACCCUCCGCUACGGCUUCCUGCUCAUGCUCAAGUACCCCCACGUGGCGGAGAAAGUCCAUGAGGAGAUCGAGCAGGUGAUCGGCUCACACCGUGUCCCGGCCCUGGACGACCGUACCAAAAUGCCGUACACCGAGGCAGUCAUCCAUGAGAUUCAGAGAUUUUCAGACCUCAUCCCCAUCGGUGUGCCACACAAGGUCACCAAAGACACGCUGUUCCGAGGGUACCUCCUCCCCAAGAACACGGAAGUAUAUCCCAUCCUGACCUCAGCUCUCCACGACCCGCGGUACUUUGAGAAACCAGACACCUUCAAUCCAGAUCACUUCCUGGAUUCCAGUGGAGGCCUGAAGAAGAAUGACGCCUUUAUACCCUUCUCCAUAGGCAAGCGCAUUUGUCUCGGAGAAGGCAUUGCCCGCAAUGAGCUGUUUUUGUUCUUCACCACCAUCCUGCAGAACUUCUCCGUGGCCAGCCCUGUGGCUCCUGAGGACAUUGACCUCACUCCACGCGAGUGUGGCGUGGGCAAAGUACCCCCGACAUACCAGAUCCGCUUCCUGCCCCGCUGAAUGGGCCGAGGGAAGAGGGUCUAAGGAUCCCAGGGUCAUAAAGUGUCCCCACUUCUGUCAGGAGUGUCCCCUCACUCGCUUUCACGUCUCCCUGCCUCUGGGGGGGACCUGCUGUAAGCCAGGUCCAUGCACGGCUCAGCUCUUCCAGUGCUCGAGGCAACUCCCUUUCAUCUGUUCAUAGGUGUAUAUACGGAAACAUCUGCAGCCGCAUGCCCCAGACCACAUCUCCUUGCUGGAUGACUUCCCCCCAGCUCAUAGCAACCACGAUCCCCACUGAUCAGCCCCGCUGUGCCCCAUGAUCUGUGCCUGUGGGCUCUGCAUAUGGUCUCUCGAGUCCUCCCUCCAAUCGACCCAUGUCCCCCUUUGCAGAUGGGGAGCAGAGGCAGGGCAUCGGUACCAGUCACACGUCUCGUGAGUGUGCGGGGAGGGCAAGCUCCCUCUGAUUCUAGGACCCUAAAAGUCUUCCUCAACAUGCCCUUCCACCAUAUAUUUUUAAAUCAAGA